Messenger RNA from Rhineura floridana, 7816 nucleotides. RefSeq names its product sorbin and SH3 domain containing 1 (gene SORBS1). Gene Ontology annotation, molecular function: protein binding. Bases 648 to 5372 code for a protein of 1574 amino acids. Gene Ontology annotation, cellular component: cytoplasm; cell-substrate junction; nucleus. The record is from RefSeq and is a predicted model, not a curated record. Lineage: Eukaryota; Metazoa; Chordata; Lepidosauria; Squamata; Rhineuridae. Gene Ontology annotation, biological process: cell-substrate adhesion. The transcript is spliced from 37 exons.
ACUGCUAGUGGAGGACUUUGCUGGUAUUUCAUGUUCUCUGCUUGUAUUAUGCAAAUGUCUUUAGCUGUACACUUCCAAAAAAAGGAAAACGUUAUGUUCUCCGUCAAUUGAAUUCCUGAUUACAAGUACUGUUGGGAUUCCCCCCCCCCUUGGAUUUGUCAUUGACCCUGCCAAGAGGAGGUACCUCACCAGGAAUGUUUUACACCAUGAAGAGGUUCUGAGCAAUCCAGUGUUGCACCUACAACAGAUGUUUGCUGCAGAGAUUGCCAUUGCAAGAACCAAGAUGCUUGUUAUUGCUGUCAGAAUUCAGACAAUGGCAGAAGAGCUACAGCACUGGUUAGGCCUCAUCUUGAGUACUGCAUCUAGUUCUGGACAUUGCACUGUAAGAAGGAUGCAGACAAAAUGGAACAGGUUCAGAGGAGGACAACAAGGAUGAUCAGACGACUGAACGCUUAGCCCUGUGAGGAGAGACUGAAGGAACUGGGAGGGAUUAGAGAACCAUCUCUGAAGGUGAUUCAUAAAUAAUACCUCACCCCCAGGAGGCUUUCAUUAAUGUGUCCUAGAGCAACUCCAAGGUGCUGGAGGAACUGUAGUUUAAUUGUGAGGGUCUGAAUUUGCAUGUGGAAAAGCCAAGUCCCUCUGGCACAAUGACAUCUGAAUACAAAGAAGUUGAAGUUGGGAGCACGGCUGUGAAUGGCCUACUACUGAGCAGCAACGGACAGGACAGAGACCUAGACCCUGCUAAAGUCUGUACUGGAAAGGGGGCUGUGACCCUUUGGGCAUCUCCAGAUUAUGAGGAAAAUCGGAUUAUCCGCCCUAUAAGUCAUUCACAGGACAUCCAGCACUCUGAAAGUGCAGAGCCAGGAAAACACGAAACAGAUGAUUGGAAGUUAUCAGUUAAUGUUGGUUCUAAUGGGGAUGCUCAGUCCUCUGCUCUGGCUGCCAAGGGCUAUCGGAGUGUGCGGCCAAACCUCUCUGAGAGCAAACCACACACCCCUUCUCCCCAUCCCUCUCCUUCAAAAGAGGAGAGCUUUGCAUGGCGUCCUCGCACCAGCACCAAAAUAACUUUCUUGCAGCCCAUUUCCAUAAUGGACUGUGUGUACCUUCAUGCACCUAACCCCCCCCCACAGCAUUUGCCAAUCAGCAUUAAUGGCCGGCACUAUUUUUCCUCCUCACCCAAACCCUUCAGUUCAGCUCCCUACAAAUCAGCUGGCUUGAUCCCCGAAGACAGGGUGCAUGUUGGGCAAUCACUUUUGGGAAGUCACUCCUUGUUAUCAGACACAUCAUCUGAACACCAAAACACACUGGUGCUUGCUAAGGAAGAUCCUAGUAGUAAAGCUGAACUGAAAUCCAAUCAUGAAACUAGAACAGAGAAAAAGGUCAGCAGUCUAUAUGUAGCUUGUUUAUCUAACAGCACUUGCUCGGCUGCAUAUGAAAAUUCCAUUGGCUGUGCAGAUGUCCAAACACAAGGCACCUGUUUUGGAACUGCGGUCACUGUGGCACCAGCCAUCUCCUGUGUUUCCUCUGUAACAGAUACUGGAAAGUCUCUUCCUCCUCCUCCUCCUCCUCCUCCUCCUGCCCCUCCCAGGUCAUUCUUUAAUAUUGUUCUCAGUGGAGAUUCAGUUAGUUAUGAUGAGAGUCAUCCCUCCAAGACUCCCCAGACUGUUGACAGCACAGAGAAAGAGUUUCCACAUACGACUGGCAGUGAGGACAGAAUGAGAAAAGAGCCAUACGUUACUCAGCAGCAACAGCCGCCACCACGGCCUCCAUGCAAGGCAAAGGGGCAUGGCAGGGAUGCCACUUGCUCUACCGCCACCACCACCCCAGCUCACACUGACGUUAUAGUAGUGCCAUUCCAACAGGUUUACCCAGACAGAGGGCAAGAAGCCAGCUCUAGCACACCGCCGCCACCUCUCCUACCUUUUGGCCAAAGCUCGGCAUUCUCUGAACACACUUCUGCUGGUUUACUUCUGACCUUCCCAACAUUAGAUGAUUUCAUUCCCCCUCACCUUCAGAAAGGUUCUCAACAUAAUCAGCCAUCCUCUUCAUCUGGGAUUGUGUCCCAUGUUCGUCCGAAACUACCUUCCCUCUCACCACCUCCUCCUCCACUGAUCCCUCCAGUCACGGAGGUCUCAGACAACGUCCCGGAACCUGAAAGCACAGGACUGAUCUUGCACACAGAACCUUGUCCUCUGCUAUAUGAAGCCCCCAGGCCCAGCAGUGCCACUGAGUGCUAUGGCUCCUUAAUGCUGGCCAGCAAACCUUCCUCUGGUUACCCCUCUACCACAAUUGUCAAUCCCACCAUUGUUCUUUUGCAGCACAACAGAGAACAGCAAAAAAGGCUUAGUAGCCUAGCAGAGCCAGUGUCAGAUGCACCAAUAGCAGAUAAAAUUGAUUAUACAACUAUCAAAGAAAAGGUAAAGCAAAGCAAGAAACAAGCAAUGGAGGAGCAGGAGAGAGUUGUUAAGAGUCCACCGUACGUGGCUGAUUCCUCACUGGAUGAUGCAGGCAUUCCAUUAAGGAACACGGAGCGAUCAAAGGACUGGUACAAGACGAUGUUCAAACAGAUCCACAGACUGACAAAAGACCUUCCUGAAGAAAACCCAUAUUGCCCUACCUACACAUUCCCUGAGCUUCCUGAUAUCCAGCCCAAAAUUAAAGAAGAAAAUCCUUAUUCUCCUACCUACCAGUUUCCUGUGUCUACUCCUAGCCCUAAAUCUGAAGAUGAAGAUUCUGAUUCCUAUUUGCCUCAAUACUCGUUUUACAAAGACUCAAGAACACAGACUUCGGUACCCCGUUCCAAGAGUGAGAAUGACACUAUUGAUAUGGAGAAGGUGGUCAAGAGAUCUGCCACUUUGCCACUUCCAGCUCGUUCCUCUUCUCUUAAACCGAGCACUGAAAGGAAUGAUUGGGAGCCUCCGGACAAGAAGGUGGACACAAGAAAAUACCGAGCUGAACCUAAAAGCAUUUAUGAAUAUCAGCCAGGGAGGUCCUCUGUUCUGAACAAUGAAAAAUUGACUCGGGAUAUAAGUCCAGAAGAGAUAGAUUUAAAGAAUGAGCCUUGGUAUAAAUUCUUUUCGGAAUUGGAGUUUGGGAAACCGCCUCCAAAAAAGAUAUGGGAUUAUACUCCUGGAGAUUGCUCUAUCCUUACUAGAGAGGAUAGAAAGACUGAUCCAGAAAAAGACAUCUACCUCUAUCAGACUGAGUUAGAGGCAGAUAUAGAAAAAAUGGAGAAGCUGUAUAAGGCACCAGACAACAAGCAAUUUAAGAGCACAGCAGGCUCCUCUUCACCGGAAACUUUCUCAGACCAUUUACCUCACUCACCAUAUCCCCCCAGCUGUCAACCAGCAAAGAGAGAGUUGGAAGCAGCUCUUGGAGAUUCCACUGGACUGGAAAAUGAAAGGCAAAUCUAUAAAAGUGUUUUGGAAGGUGGUGAUAUACCAUUACAAGGACUAAGUGGUCUCAAACGUCCCUCCAGCUCAACUUCCACUAAAGUAGAUUCAGAAUCACCAAGGCAUUUUGCACCACUUGAUUACCUGGAGAAUCCUGAAGAAAUUUUCCGCAGGCGCCACGGUGAUAAAGAGAAACUUUUAGAGGACCAGAGACGGCUUAAACGUGAGCAAGAAGAGGCUGAUAUUGCAGCUAGAAGGCACACAGGGGUCAUUCCUACGCACCAUCAAUUUAUCACUAAUGAGCGGUUUGGGGACCUCCUAAUUGUAGACGAUACAGCAAAAAGGAAAUCUGGGUCAGAGAUGAGAGCUGCCAGAGUGAAGUUUGACUUCAAAGCCCAGACGCUCAAGGAACUCCCACUGCAGAAGGGGGAUAUUGUUUAUAUUUAUAAGCAAAUUGAUCAGAAUUGGUAUGAAGGAGAACACCAUGGUAGAGUUGGCAUCUUCCCACAAUCGUACAUAGAGCUACUGGCCCCCACAGAAAAAGCGCAGCCUAAGAAAACAUCACCAUUACAAGUCCUGGAAUAUGGAGAUGCAGUUGCCAAGUUCAAUUUCAAUGGAGACACUCAAGUGGAAAUGUCCUUCAGGAAGGGUGAGAGGAUCACACUGAUUCGGCAAGUGGACGAGAACUGGUAUGAAGGAAAAAUCCCUGGCACUAACCGUCAAGGCAUCUUCCCUGUCACAUAUGUAGACAUACUCAAGCAGCCUGUGCUGAAGAACAUGCUAGACUAUGCCAACCUGCCAUUCUCCCAGUCCCCAAACCGCAGUCUGACAACUUCCCCGCAGUCUCCCAGUUCUGAACUGCUUUUCACACCAACUCCUCCACCUUUGCCUUCCAUGCGCCCAGCCCUGUCUCCUGAGUUGCAAGCCAUCACCUCAGAAUGGAUUUCCCUGACUUUGGGAGCAUCCUGUAGCCACACUCCAGCCAUAACCCCUCCAUUGCCGCCUCUUCCUGAUGCCUCUCUCUGCAACAUCGACUAUCUCAUUCCCUCAGCAGUAGCUAGCCCCUCGCCUUCUAUUAGCCUUCAUCCUUCUAACAUUUCCAGUUCCUCAACUCCCACCUCUGUCAUUUCCCCACUGCCUUCUUCCCCUUGUGAGCCUCAGUCAUCUGCUCAAAACGUCAGUCUGACAACUCAGCAAACUGAAGAAAAGUUUGUUAGCUCCUCGUCUUCCCAAAACUACUGUAAUUCACCUUACUCUGUAGUUGGCAGCCCCGAUAGCUUCCUCUCAGAGCUCAGUGAUGUCACUGAUCCCCAAGACAAGUUACAGAAGAGCAAAGGAGUCAGCCAGAGGAUUGACAGGAAGGAUUGCAUUACAGCCAGCAUCCCUGAGAUCUGUAGAGAGAGGUGCAUGUCAGAGAAGAAGUCUGUUAGCUUACAAAAGAAUUUUCUUCACACCUUUGAUGAAAGCAAGCUAUAUCAGGAACAGGGAGAUGACCCCAAGAAAAGGGACAUGUGCAAUUAUAAGCAAGUUGAACAGAGGGAGAAUCAAAGCAGGGCUAUUAAGUCUGUCAACACAAAACCAUUCUGUCCAUCUGCACUUCUGUCUCCCUCUGCAAUUUCUUCCUUUGCUGUUAGAACACAAGUUCUUCCCAGAUUCUCACGCACAGUCAACGUACCACAGCCUUCUCAUCAUUCAUUGAGGCCAGGACCAGAUCUCACAGAAUCUGAAAAGAACUAUGUGCAACCACAAGUCCUGCCACUGGGAACCAGCCUCGACAGGAAUCAUGCACCACAAGAUAUACUUAGCUACCAAGCACUGUACAGCUACAUCCCACAGAAUGAUGAUGAACUGGAGUUAAGAGAUGGAGAUAUCAUAGAUGUCAUGGAGAAGUGUGAUGAUGGCUGGUUUGUUGGCACAUCCAGGAGAACGCGACAGUUUGGUACUUUCCCAGGCAACUACGUUAAACUUAUAUCCCUAUAAAAGCCAUUGUCAGCCUGUUGAAGAUUUCGUCAGGAGAGAGAGAGAGAAGGACCUGGGUUUGAUAUUAAAAAAAGAUAAUCAGAAAAGACAAUUUUAUGAAUGCAGGUGAUGAGAGGAGUAGUGAAUGUGAAUGUGGUGGACUGAUGCAAAGCCCCACCUCCUUUGAAGGUUUACCAGAGCGAAUUGUCAAGCAUUUUAUAAUGCAACCUUCUAUCUUAUUUUUAUCCUCGGGGGAUGUGUGUGACAUGAUAAGGCUUAACUUUCAUUCAGUAUUGAGUAUUGCUCUCCACAGUGAAUCUGGGGGAAAGCAACAGGAUGUAGUGAAAUAAUGGGGGGGGGGAGAGGAGAAAAUGGAAACAGUUAAUGCAUUUUCGUUACAGAUUGCAGCCUGGUUGGUAGAGGGUAAAGCUGGUAUCUCAUCCUGCUAAAAUCUCAUGCAGCUCUUGUUCACUACCUUUGGAAAGUGCACUUUAACACAUAUAAGAAGAGGCAGAGUUUCUGGAGACGCAUUUUAUAUGGAAGGACACAUUGCCAAGAUCCUUAUCAUACUUUAGUCCUCUUUUAAUUCACUGCACAAGAUCUAGGCAGGCUGUAUUCCCCUAAUUUUUUUGAAGUUUUGAUCUUGUAUUUUGUUUUAUUGGUUGAUGAUCUUAACUAUUUCUACAUUUAGUUUAACUAGUAAGUUAGGCAGUGACAUUGACAGUGUGCCUUUAGAUAGAGGAACAUCAAAUGGAAAUAAUUGAGUCUGGAACUUUGAUUGUUAGAGUUACAAGUAAACAAAAAUCUUGCAUCGUAUUCUGCUUAACAUCCAGUCAAGUUCUAGGCAUUUUAACCCACCUUUUCCACACACCUGUGGAAAUUCUGAAAGUUCUGCAUUGCAUGUUCUGGGCCAAAUCCAUUCAGAAUGACAUCUGCGUAAAUUCCCUAAAACUACAUUUAUGCAGAUUACAUUUGUGCCAGUUGUACUUGUGCAGAUAUUAUUUUCCCAGUGGUUUGUGAGAAUUUAGUACAUUGUAUUUGUGUGUGCACUUUGGAUGAACGUUGCAUAAAACACUACCACAUGCAUUUGUACAGCGCAACUGUUACCACAAAUCCUUUCUUAUCCUCUUAACUGUCCUAACGCCAGGUGGAGGAUUUUUAUUUUUUGAUGUCAGGUGCACUGAUUCCAGGCAUGGGCGACUCGUGAGCUGAUUUCCCAAGUUGACUCCUAUCAGCCCAAAUGGCAGAGCAGAGGAUUGGUAGUGUGAGCAAAACUGAUCCCUUGUAAAGGAAGCAUUCAGAAUUCUGUACAAUUCUGUUACCUAGUCAAGCUCUACAAAAGCAUCCUCAGUUGUGGAUACAUUCUGGCAAAAUAUUCCUGAAUGUGUCUUUUUAGAAUUGAUGGUAAAUACAAUUUCUGGCUGCCUCUUCAAAAAACGUAGGAAGUAGAAGAACCUGUGCAUCUGGAUUUCUAAAAUCACUGCUGUUUGGCUCUCCUUGAAUUAACAAUUCUCAGACUGCAAUCCUGUGCACACUUACCAAGGAAUAAGCCCCAUUAUGUUCAUUGGGAUUUAUUUCUCAGUAAACUUGCAUAGAAUUCCAGUGUCACUGUCCUUGCAAAGCAAACCUGUUGUUUUUAUUUUGUUUAAAAAGAAACGAGGAUGUGUUAGAUUCCACUUCCUGACAACAAGCAAAGAUUUAGAGUGUCAUAAACUGUAUUUAUUAAAUAUAAAAAUCCUAUUUUUCUGCUGAUGCUUUUACUCCAUUUAUUCACAGUAACAGCAACUAACUCACAGUCAGCAUGAUUGCAGUUGUAUUAACUGUGCUCCAAAAUAGCAGGAUUUCUUUUUUGCUGACUUUCUUCCCACCCCCAAGAUCAGCCAAAAAAUCAAAGUGCUUUAAAUGAUUGUAAAUAUGUAUAUUUGCCUUUGUAUAAACUUACAAAUAACUUAUAUUAAAAAAAUUAAAUUCAUUGAAAGCUUUUUGAAAAGGGCAGUAAAUAUGACUUUUCCAUUUUUAUUUAUAUCAAGUAAUUAUUCCAUGUAUGGUCACAUGAAAUAAGGGGUUAGAAAAAUUACAGAUAAAUUACAACUAAGUCACAAAAUGCCGUUUUCAUUAUUAUGGAAGAGUUAACAUGUUCAUAAUUAAGGAUUGUUAACGUUUGCCUGCCGCUUUUGUGAGUAUGUGCAGAAGAUGGUCCCAUCAAAUUGCCUCCUGUGUUUUAAUACUUGUUAUUUGCAGUCUUGUUAUCUUAAGCAACAUUUAAAUGUGGCAUUAAAAUGACAGGGUUGGACAGGUGCAAAGUAGCUUAACAGCAUUGGCCAUAUGUAACCAUCUUAAUGCCAUCUUUAGUUAAUACACAUUCUUGUUCAUACAUCCUUCCCAACAAAAGGUCACUCUUGUGUUUGUUUCCUCAUUGCGUGGAUUAUUAUUUGACAACUAAUAAAGGGAAAGAUUGGAUUAAA